Amblyraja radiata (thorny skate) is the source of this 3405-nucleotide messenger RNA. RefSeq names its product ubiquitin carboxyl-terminal hydrolase 35. Lineage: Eukaryota; Metazoa; Chordata; Chondrichthyes; Rajiformes; Rajidae. Gene Ontology annotation, biological process: ubiquitin-dependent protein catabolic process; protein deubiquitination. Gene Ontology annotation, cellular component: cytosol; nucleus. Bases 164 to 3016 code for a protein of 950 amino acids. The transcript has 11 exons. The record is from RefSeq and is a predicted model, not a curated record. Gene Ontology annotation, molecular function: cysteine-type deubiquitinase activity.
UAAAGCCGCACGCGCGGGACAACGGCAGCUUUGGACUGUGUGGUUUCAGUGGCGACGGUCACGGACUUGUGGUCGGGUUUCAGGCCGUGGGAGGAACUCGCUGACGUUAAUGUCUUCCCCUCCUCUGCGACCGCUAAACACCCAUGUGAAGGAUUGAAAAAACAUGGAUAAAAUUUUAGAAAACAUGGACAAGAUGUUGUCCCACCAUCCAACUUCUAUGAAGCAUGUAAAACGAAUUAAAGAAGCAGCAAAAGAACCUCUCGACCAUAAGCAGUGUAUGGCUAUGUUUGAGUUGUCUACAAAAUUCAUUCUGUCGGGUGACACACAGUUCCAAAAGGAUGUCGGCAAGGAGGUUCUAGAAGCUUUUGCCCAGAACCACACUGCAGAUUUUGAGAUUUUUUUCAAUGUAAAAUUUAUCUUGAAACUGUUGCAAGAUGGUUAUGGAACACUGAGCAAAAGGAGCAGUGAUAUUUUGGAGUACAUUCAUCUAGGGUUAAAAUAUAUUCAAGGUAAUACUUCUGUCGAUGAAACAUUUCAUGCCCUUCAGAUUGAGCUUCUCCGCAUAGUGUGUGAGAAACCUGGAUCAAAGCUCUGUGCCUGUGUUUGUAAACUACUUGCUGAAUAUCCUCAGUGCAUUCCUAAUGGAAAGUUUCAAGUGGUGUUCUGCCAGCAACUUGUUAGAUGUAUAGGCCAGUUCCAAUGCACAUCACAAGACGAAGAUGAAAUUGUGAAAUUCCUGGAUCAAGUGAACAAAGUAAGCGGAUUGUUCCAGCAAAUCUGGUGGACACAAACUACAGCUAUAAUUCCCACGUUGCGGGAGCUGUUCACUGUUACUUCAUCAACUGUCGGAUCUGAUGGGCCAUCAAAUGCAUUGGCCACUGUGGUCCAUUAUGUUCCAUUGGAAAUCAUGGAUGAGGUCAUUCAAAACUUGGCGAAUGAUGAUUGCAUCACAGAUGUAGAGAUGAAGACUGCUUUGACCAAUAUGAUUGAUUGGCUUUCUUGGCCAUUAGCCAAAAAUGCAGAUAAGUGGAUUAUUGGCUUACUGAAAGGUUUGGCUGCUGUGAAAGAGUUCAGCAUUUUGAUUCAAGUCACACUUUCAAAAAUUGAGCAGGUGUUCUCCAGGCUAUUUUACCCAAUUCUAAGACAAGGUGCACUUUCUGUGCUGAAAUAUAUGCUGUUAAGUUUCCAACAUUCACCGGAUGCUUUCCAUCUGCUUGUUCCUCAAAUUCCCAAAUUAAUGGCGUCACUCUCUAAAGAAAGGUCCAACUCUGGUAUAAGUUGUCAACAGCAACUGUCUGAAUUAGUACACUGCAUGAUCUUCCGUUUUUCAGGCUUCCCUGACCUCUAUGAACCUGUCAUAGAGGCACUAAAGGAUUUUCCCAUUCCAAACAAAGAAAAAAUAAAGCAAUUGCUCAACCAGAGUGCCUGGACAUGGCAAGAAAAUAAACUGGAACCGUUGCACCCAAAGCUUGUUGCAAAAUCGAAAACAGGAAAAACAGGAGUAACUAAUCUUGGCAAUACCUGUUACAUGAACAGUGUCAUUCAGGCCCUUUUCAUGGCUUCUGGCUUCAGGCAUGCUGUAAUGCUUCUCAAGGAUGGUGAUUCACAAUCACUAAUGAUGAAACUUCAAUGGCUAUUUGCUUUCCUGGAACAUAGUCAGAGACCAGCCAUCUCUCCCAGUAGCUUCUUGAAAGCUUCAUCUCCUCCAUGGUUUAACGAUGGAGCACAACAGGACUGUUCAGAAUAUUUAAGAUAUCUUUUGAACAGACUACAUGAAGAAGAGAUGACUAGUAAACGAAUUACACAUGGACAGAGACAUUCAUACAGUGAAACUCGGAUGGAUUGUGGAGAUCCAGGGAAAACAUUAAUAGAAAGAAUGUUUGGAGGGAAGAUGGUGACGAGGAUCCUUUGUCGUUGUUGUUGUAAUGUUUCCUUCUGUGAAGAAGCUUUUACAGAUCUAUGUCUAGCAUUUCCGCCACCUAAUAAGGUUCUACAAAGGUGUGAUUACUCAGUGAAGAUUACUGGUGCAGAUAACGUGGCAUCUCAAUUUAAGCAAAAGGACAUGACUGCUAAAUCUCCAAAUAAACAGACACAAACAAUAUAUAGAGAGCCUUCAUUAAGAAUGGUACCGUUUGAAAUAAUAGGUUCCCAUGGAACAACGAAGAAGGACGGGCCUUCACUAACUGGAGUAACAAAAAAUGAUUACUUUUGUCCUUUUAAUUCCAUGCCAAAGAAUGAUUUUGCAGUCGAUUGUGUGGCGAAAGCAUCUGGCUCAUCACGUUGUAAAUCCGUGUCUGACCUUAUUAACUACUUUCUUUCACCAGAAAUGCUAUCAGGUGAUAAUAGAUAUUACUGCAAUAAAUGUACCUCUUUACAAGAAGCAGAAAAAGUUGUGGAAUUAACUGGGAAUCCGCACUACCUUAUCUUGACUUUAUUACGAUUCUCCUUUGAUCUCGUAACUAUGAAGCACCAAAAAAUUUUAGAUAAUGUAUCAGUUCCUUUAGUCCUUAAACUACCCAUUAGAGUUAACUCAAAGGAUGAAUACAAAAUCCGUGCUAAAAAUCAACGAUGCAAAUUGGGAAGCUGGCAACCUUUUGCAGAUACUACAUAUUUGUCAAUUAUUUAUGACCUCUGUUCUAUAGUGGUGCACUCUGGCAUAUCUUCCGAAAGUGGGCAUUACUAUUGCUAUGCCAGCGACUGUGUGGAUGCUAACUCUGUAAUUGGUCUAAAUGAAAUUUGGAAUGGCGAAGGUGGAGAUGAUGACCGAUGGUAUUUGUACAAUGACACCAGGGUUUCAUUUUCCUCAUUCGAAUCCAUCAGCAAUGUUACAAAUUACUUUCCCAAAGACACUGCAUAUGUAUUAUUCUAUAGACAGCGAUUAACAAGACAGCCUUGCCCUGAUGGUGAACCUGUUUCAGCUGAUAUGGGACUGUAUGGCGAAGUAGGAUUAAGCAAUGAGCUGAUGGAAGCCAUCUCCAGGGACAACCUUCAGUAUCUACAGGAAGAGGACAAAUAAGCAAGGAACGGAACUGAAUCUACAAUCCCUGUUACUGCACCAUGGUGGAGACGUUUUGCUGACGAUGAAAAUGGAGGUUCUUCUGGAAGUUGUGGUCCAACUGCUGGAGCAGGAAGUGAUUUGGGGUCAUUUGAUUUUCUAAGUGCAGUUAAAGCCUACUUCAUCCCCUCUACCUCGGUUGCAUUAUAUACUUUGUAAAGGUUGCACAACUUAAUCUAUUGUAGGGGUUAAUGGGGAUUUCUCUUUUGGGUUGUCAAGAAACUUGCCUGUUACUUGGUAAAUUUUUGGAUUGUUGGGGAAGUAGCAAUGGACAUUUUCGUCCAAGUGCUGUAAAGAUAUAAAAUGCAUUUCAACUAUGAAGUAUAAAUAAAAUUCAACACAUUUGUAAA